UAGUAGUGCAUAGCCAUAUUGACGAAGCUGGAAAAAUCUAAAAGUGGCACAAAAAAGAAAUCCUAGGCUGAAGAAGAAAGGUUAAAUUUCCCUGUAUUUGGGAACCUUAUCUAUGCAACUCCAUAAGAAGAGAGAAGGAGUGAGUGAGUGAUGCGAGUAACUGAAAGCAUGAAUUCCCUUUUUCUGCAGAAUGCAAACCCAAUGCACUUCACUUUCCACACCCAAACCAUUUCCCCCAAACCAAAACCCAUCCAACAGCGCUAUUACCCACGCUUACGAUGCUGCAUCGAAAUCGACAUGGUGAAGAACAACCAAGGCAUCUACGCCCCCAAAAACGACAAAGUCGUUGUCCUCUGGGACCUCGACAACAAACCCCCUCGCGGCCCUCCAUACGACGCCGCCGUUUCCCUCAAAACCCUCGCCCAAAGCUUCGGCCACCUUGUCGACUUCUCCGCCUACGCCAACCGCCACGCCUUCGUCCACCUCCCUCAGUGGGUCUUAAACCAACGCCGCGAACGCCGAAACCUCGACAUCUUCGAACGCAAGGGCAUCGUCACUCCCUCCGAAUCCUACACGUGCGGCGUGUGUGGCCGCAAGUGCAAGACCCACUUAGACCUCAAGAAACACUUCAAGCAGCUACACCAGCGCGAGCGCCAGAAGAAGCUUAAUCGCUUGAAGUCGCUUAAGGGGAAAAAACGACACCGUUUUAAGGAACGGUUCCUUCGCGGUAACCACAAGUAUGAUGAGGCUGCAAGGACCUUGAUUGUUCCUAAGGUUGGGUAUGGACUCGCUGCGGAGUUGCGGCGUGCUGGUGUGUUUGUGAAGACGGUCCAGGAUAAGCCUCAGGCUGCGGAUUGGGCGCUGAAGAGGCAAAUGGUGCACUCCAUGAGUAGAGGAAUUGAUUGGUUGUUUUUGGUUUCUGAUGAUUCGGAUUUUUCGGAGAUGUUGAGGAGGGCGAGGGAGAACAAUUUGGGAACUGUUGUGGUUGGGGAUUGGGAUAGGGCUUUGGGUAGACAUGCUGAUUUGUGGGUUCCUUGGAUUGAGGUUGAGAAUGGGGAAAUUUCGGGUGGGGAUUUGGUGUUGAAGAAAAGGGAGGAGAAGAGGAGAAUGGAUGAAUUGGAGCAAGAUGGGUUGGUUUUUUAUGAGGAUGAAGAUUUGGAUCAAGAGUUCUUGUUGGUGUACAGCGAGGAUGACGAGGACUAUGAAGAAGAAGAAGAAGAAGAAAAGUUUUAUAUUUAUUGAUUAUUUUUGGAUGAGGAUGAGUCUGUUUUCAAUUUGGAAUCAAUUAUACCCAAAUAGAGGUUGAACGAUGUUCAGUCGAAGAUUAUAUAUGUAGCAAAGUGGCAUCUUCUACUUGGAUUGGAGGGCACCCCAUUGCAUUGCCUUCCAUUGAGGAUUGAGGAAUGAAGUCCUCUUUUUUAAUGCUGCCUCGUGCAAUGCAAUUUUCUUCGCCUUUCCUGUUCCCGUAAUUUAGGUUUACAGGCUGCUAAAGUUUUAUGUGUGGAAGCAAAUAUGAUAAUAGGAAUAAUGACUGUUUGCCGAUGAUAUUCUGUUGAUAUAAAGUGGAAGAAGGUAAUCUUGUCACUUUUCUAUGAAAUUUCUUGUUGGACUCAUUCCUAGAUUUUCUUUUGAUAUUCUUAUGGUUAAUUACUUUACCCCUGAAAAUAUGAAUGUGCUUGGAAUACAAUACAUUCCUCAUUUUUUGUUAAUCUUAGUAACGAAGGAUAAGGCCAGUGGUGAUAUUUCAGAGAAUAUAGAGAAAAUUAUUUAAAAGGGAUUUUAUGGUAAAUAAUAUUUCAAAGAAUCAAUCUCAAUAGCUUCUAUGAUUCAUGUAGUUAACUUCAUUUAGUGAGAUAAUACUUGUGUAUUUACGAGAGAUGCAUUUAUAGUUAGAUAAACAAGCAGGAACCUUCGGUGCAGUUUUGCAUUUGGAUCUAGGCUAUGAUUGGAAGUAGGGUUCAAGGUUUGCUUUUGACUCUAAUCUGCGGAAGAUCAGUUUCUCAAGCAUAGAAAAUUUGCGUUCCUGCUGGAAUUGACAACUCACCAUGGAUGAGGAGACACAUGGACAUGAGAAUACAACUCGAUGUAGUUCUUGAAAUUGUAACAUUUGAUUCAUUUACUAUACAGAAUCUUUGCUUUAGUUCAUUCCCCUAAUUUAGUUUGUAGAAUGACAUUUAUUUAACUUUUUGGUCAAAUUGAUAUUAGAAAAUAAAGUGAAAAAAUUGUUUUAAAAAAAAUCAAACUAAAAUGAGAAUU
Abrus precatorius (Indian licorice) is the source of this 2256-nucleotide messenger RNA. RefSeq lists its product as uncharacterized. NCBI's taxonomy places the organism in Eukaryota, Viridiplantae, Streptophyta, Magnoliopsida, Fabales, Fabaceae. The transcript is spliced from 2 exons. Bases 151 to 1242 code for a protein of 363 amino acids. The record is from RefSeq and is a predicted model, not a curated record.